Molecule: messenger RNA, 3135 nt
Organism: Amphimedon queenslandica
Lineage: Eukaryota; Metazoa; Porifera; Demospongiae; Haplosclerida; Niphatidae
Exons: 6
Coding region: 16-2814 (932 amino acids)
Source: RefSeq, a predicted model, not a curated record
AUAUUGAAACAAGCUAUGAUUGGGAAAAGGAAAUACAAGUCUUAUCUCACUGACAGUACUAUUUCAAUGCCAAAGACUAGUUGCUGGAGAUAUAAAAAACGACAAAAAAUGAGUAACAGCCAAGAUGAUGAGUUCUCGGAGACUUCUUCCAGUGGUUCCAAAAGGAGGGGAUAUCUUCAAUGCAGUAGUAAACAUAUUCCCCGUCAAACAUUGUGGUAUUGGAAAAGAAAAGAUGGGCAAAAAUGUGAUAAGGAAAAUUUACCUGAAUGUAAUAGAGAUGUAGUUGAUAUACCUGAUAGCUGUAGUACUGAAGGUUGCUCUCCUGAUGAAGUUGUGAAUGGAUCAGACUAUAAAGAAGUUGAUGACGAAGUUGCUAGUAGUGGCAGCAAAUAUAGCAGUGAUGAAAAUGAAGGUAACAGUGAAGUAGAGAAUGAUGAGUAUGGUAUAAACAAUGAGAUUGAGGUUAGAGCCACUGAUAAUGGUAGCACUUGUGAAGAAAUUAGAGAUCUCGAAGAAGAUGACGAGGUUCUUGAUGAUUCAAUUCCACAUCAUAUCAGUGACGUCUUGAGCAUUGAAGAUGAUUACAUUGAAGAUGAUUACAUUGAAAGUGAUAGUGACAGAGAUGAUGAGUGUGGUGAUAAUACUGAGAUUGACAAAGAAGAUGUUUCUUUACUUUAUGAUGGAAGUUCUAUAUCCACCAAUGCUAGUUGGUAUUCAAUGAUGUAUUUUGCUGUGAAAAAUCGGUUGUCAUACAAAGCUAUCAAAGACCUUAUUACAUUGAUUAAAGCUCACUGUCCUACUGAACAAAAUUAUUGUCCUAAAAGUUUUUAUGAGUUUAAGAAAUAUUUUGAGUCUUUAAACAAGCAAAUACUGCUGAAAUUUUGCUCCGUGUGUAUGAAAAACUUGGAACAAGCCGACAAAACUUGCUCAAAUAGGCAAUGCAUUAAACAAAAAGCUAGAGUAUGUGACUUAGCACUUUUUCCAAUUGAAGAACGAUUAAAGCAGUUAUAUGAAGAGCACGACAAAUUUAUCUACCCAUUUAUUCGAAAGAAUGAUGAUGCUACUAUGAGGGAUGUUCAUGAUGGAAGUUCAAUUCGAAAUCUCAUGUCUGAAGGGGGAUUUUUGUCAUGUCCGGAAAAUACAGGUCUUGCUUUAUGUUCUGAUGGCGUACCUGUAUACAAAUCAUCAAAGGGUAGUUUGUGGCCAGUGUACCUAAUGGUGACAAGUAUACCACCACAAAAGAGAAUGAAGGUAGAUAACUUAAUAAUAGCAGCGUUAUGGCAUGGGCCUACUAAGCCAAGUAUGGAUCUCAUUCUUCAGCAUGUUCUUGCCAGCAUUUCACAUCUUGAAAAUAAUGGAAUCUCCUAUUCACCAAAUGUCGUAAUACGAGCUAAAUUGCUAAUGGCCAUAUUUGACCUACCUGCUAAAUCUAGUGUGACAAACACCAAGCAAUUUAAUGGGGAAUACGGAUGUUUAUAUUGUGAAGAAAAGGGUGAAGUUUGUAAUAGAGCAAGAAUAUAUCGCCCAAACCCAGAUAUGCAACUUAGAGAUAGUGAAAGAAUGAAGCAUUUGGCAUCUUUAGCAGAAUCUACUGGCCAGCCUCAAGUUGGAGUAAAGGGUCCUUGCAUUUUGGGUGAUUACUUAGAGAUUCCAUCAUGUAUUCCUAUUGACUACAUGCACUCAACAUUGGAAGGAGUAUUUAAGCAAUUAAUGAGGCAUUGGUUUGACCCAAAAUAUCAUUCACAGCCAUAUAGUUUACGUAAAAGUAUUCGUAAUAUUGAGGCAUUAUUGUUAAACAUAAAACCAAUUAAUGAAAUCCAACGCCUUCCAAGAUCUCUUGAUUCUUUUUCCUUUUUUAAAGCUUCUGAAUUCCGGGCUUGGCUUCUCUUUUAUUCCUUGCCUAUUUUGUCCAUAUUUCUGCCGCCAGAAUAUAUUCACCAUCUUUCUUUAUUGGUUACUUCUUUCCAUAUUUUGUUGUCUGAUGAAAUCAAAAUACAAGAUUUACAUUUUGUUCAUCAAAUGUUGGCCACUUUUUACCAAUUAUCUGGUGAACUGUAUUCGCCAAAUAUGUACACAGCCAACAUGCACUCCUUAAUACACACAGUACCAUUUGUUCAGUUAUGGGGACCACUUUGGGGAUACUCAAUGUUUGGGUUCGAAAACCUAAAUGGGUAUCUUGGGACCACAUUUCAUGGAACACGGAGAAUUGUGUUCCAAAUGAGCUUCCAGAUUCAGUUGCUUCAAACGGUACCUAAGAAGUUGCUUAGUUUAAGUGCGUCAGAGAAUGAGUCCACAAAGGAAUACAUUAGGCAACUCUUAUGCAAAAACAAAUCAGUAUUACAUGAGUUAUUUGAAGGAUGCUAUGUCGUAGGUAAAAUUAGUACUUAUUCACUAACAGAAGAUGAAAUGUCAGUUGCAAGGCACCAUAACAUCAGUACUAGUCAAGAAGUACAUUGUUUUAAGCAGUUAAUGCUAAGAAACACAAUAUACAUCAGCGAAAGUGGUGGCAUCAGCAAGUUAAGCAAUAAUUCGAUUUGUUCAUACCUAGAUAAGGAUGAAUUAGUAAAAAUUGGUAAAAUACAAUCUUUUUUUCUUUCAAAGCAAGAUGAUACAUGCACUCAUUUCUGUUUUAUCAAAAAUUAUCAUAUAAUGAAUAAGACUCCUCUUUCAAAUUUAAGACCACCCCGAAAUACUCUAAUUCGCCAACUUGACAUAAAUUCUCUACUUCAAAAGCAGUUUCUGGAAGUGAAGCCGACUGAUGAAAUUACAGCGAUUAGUAUUCAAAAAAUUCUCAAUAAGUACAUUGAAAUUUAAGUUAAAAAUUCUCGCCAGAAAACUGUUUAUUGUGUCCUUUUACCAAACUCAUUUGAAGUUCACUAAUAAUACAUUACUUUACAAUAUUAACAAUUAAUUUAUGCAUAUAAAGUCAUGUAUAACUGUUUUUCUGUGUUUUCUAAUACAUAUGUACUGCAUAUAAGAUCAUACCCCUAAUUUUGUAAGAUUGGGCAUGCAAACUCAAGUGUCAGAUCUUGCCUGGUUAUCCUGCAACAAAUUAUGUUAAGAUAUAACAUGUAACAUUAUAUAUAAAAUCUAGCCUGUGCUUCCAAUGACAUUUGUGUAAGAUUAUGCAUGUAA